Messenger RNA from Meleagris gallopavo (turkey), 3929 nucleotides. RefSeq names its product coiled-coil domain containing 9B (gene CCDC9B). The record is from RefSeq and is a predicted model, not a curated record. Lineage: Eukaryota; Metazoa; Chordata; Aves; Galliformes; Phasianidae.
CAGAACCCUGUCUGUGCUUGGUAUAUUAGGCAGCCAGCGCUCUUGGCUGGGAGCCCAGACGAGGCUUUUGUAAUCAAAACAUGAUCUUGUAUGCUGUGCAACCAGUGCUGAGAAAGGCCGUCUGAUGGCUCUCUUCUUUUAGCUCUGCGCUGGAAUCCGCCGGGCUUUGCUGCUGAUGUCUGACAUGCACCGAGCGGAUGCCACUGUGGAUGAUGCUGUGCUAAGAAAGAAAGAACAGAAAGAUGUUGAACUUGAUAAGAAAAUCCUGGCUCUGCGGAAGAAGAAUGAAGCACUUAUACGAAGAUACCAGGAAAUAGAAGAGGAUAAAAAACGUGCUGAGCAGGAGGGAAUGGCUGUUACCUCCAGGAAACCCAAGCAAGAUGGACUCACUAUUACCAUCACCAAAGCUCACAAUGACCUGAAAGAUGCAAUUACCCAGACUGAACACUAUGGACAAGAUAGCCAAGCCCUCUCGAUGGACAAAAGGGUUGUGAGUGAGAAAAAGAGCCCUUGCCCUGUGAGCACUGGAUUUGGCAUUGGCAGUGAGGAAGAGGAGGAAGAGGAGGAAGCGGAUCAUAUGUUCACAUUCAGAAUGGGGAAGAGGAUGCAGCUGGCUGUUACCAUGGACAACAAAGCUAAGGGCAAGCGAAUUGUCAGCGAGAAACGCACUGAGUGCUUCCCUGGUCCAGGCAGGGUGCCAGACCUGAGUGAAGAAGAAACAGACCACUUGGUGGCUUUCCGCCGGGGGAGAAGAAUGCAGAUUGCCAUCACCAUGGAUAACAAGGAAAAAAUAGAGGAGAGGAGAGCAGUGGAGAAGAGGAGAUCAGACAGCGACAGAGGCCCUGAAAGUGAGCACAGCCGUAAGGAGGGUGGGAAGUCAGUCCAGAAGUGCCCCGGAGACCUGAGUUUCCCCUUGAGUGGACGGGAACGCUCGGAAUACAUCCGCUGGAAGAGGGAGCGAGACCAGAUUGACCUCGAGCGACUGGCACGGCACAAGAAUGCAAAGGGCGAGUGGAGGCGGGCUUGGGAUGUGGAGAAGUCAGAGCACAUGUUUGAAGAGGACUUUGUUAAGGAUGGGGAGCCAGCCUUGGAUAAUCCCAGCAAUAAGAAAGGGGGAAGAAACGCAAGGAAAUUCCAGCACAGGUCCUUUCCUCCCAACGGGAGAGGUGUAGGACAGCACAGCGUGAAUGUGAGUGAUCCUGGUCCCAAAGCAACGAGCAGCCGAGCCAAAGGAAAGGACAGACUGACCGGCAGAGCCAGGAGAUGGGAUGCAAAAGAAGGUGAGGACACGUCUUUUCUGAAGGAUGAUCCUGACAGCCAGAAGAACAUUGGUACAGACAAGCAGAAAAGCAAAGGUGAAGAGGCAGUGGAAGAGAACUGCACAGCUGAGUUGGAGGAGAAGGUGAAACCGCCGAGCCUUCAAGAGCAUGGGAGGAGAAGUGGGAAGGCCUUGCCUGCCCACAAUGGACAGAAGGAGGAAAGGAGAAGAGUGAAGGGGCUCAGCAAGGAGGUCUCUGAGGCCAGCACAGGUGACUUGGAGCCAAGGCCCAAGGCAAGUAAGGAACAUACUGAGGAAGAUGCCAACGGGAAGCCUAGCACUGCUGAUGUGGUGAAGGAGAGCACAAAUAGCAGUGCUUCACAAAGUGGCCUUCCAAGUGCUGUGCAAACCACUAAGCGCAGCAGUGAGGAGAUCUUGUUAUUGCCCGUGGGAGCUGAUUUAGAUGGAGGUGGCUUAGAGAAAAAGUCAGCUUCUGAAUGGGAAUCCACUGAGAACUCUUCAAACAACCAUGGAGGAAAGCUGGACACAGAUGCAGGAGACAGACUGGAUGCAGAUCAAGGACAGCUGGUGGGAAAAAGAGGGGAAGAAGUGGCCCAAAACACUGCCCUUGAGGGACAAACACUUGCUCUGAAAGGAGUUGAAGAUGCUGAAGACACUAAACACACAGGAGAGCCUUUGCCCACAGAGAAAGACAACUCCAACGAGACUGUUGUUCCUGAGCAGGAUAUGGCAAAACUACAGUCCAGGGAAGGGGACCAGCCUGAGGAUGGCAAGGACAAGGACAGUGGGGACACACUCGACUAGCAAAUAAUGCACCAGUUUGCCUGAGAUGGAAGGAUAACGUGCUGAAGGUGGUGGAUGAGGAGCACAACAUUACCCUCACUCUUUGAUCUUCUAUGAAAUCAACUUUCAGCACCUUGUCUGUACCCUUGAUCACCCCCAGCUCAGUUUCAGCAUCAGCCCUUGCUCUCCAUACGUCAAAGGGCAGGAAGGCUACCCACGCUCCCCACAAGAAAAACACCAUCACUUUUCUUUCGUAUUUGUUUUGCCUAUAUUGCAGCUGCGUGGCAAUCCAAUGAAAUGUCUACUGUAUGCACUUUAUUUUGUUUAAUAACUAAUUCUGUUUAAAGUUAAGAUUUUUCCUUCUGGGCAGCCUACCCACUUCCUCCUCCAGAGGCUGGCAGGGAAGCACAUGUGCCAGUAAGGACAGUAGGGGCUGCUGGGCUCCCCAGAGCAGACAAGUGACAAAGCAGAGCACUAGGAGACAGCACGACAGACUGUGUCGUAACUCAGUAGGCAGGUGAAGCAGGGCAGCUCUUGUAAUAGAGAUUUGUACGUAGUUGAAGUGGUGGUGGGCACAUACAGUAGUUGCAUGGGUCACAGGCACAAAGAGGUUCUUGGGUUACACUGUUGAGCACAGGUGCUUUUGAUAAGCGCAUGCCAGCUAUGGCAUCUCAUCCUUUCAGAGGAUCCUUUCUCUACUCCUCCAGCUAGAUAAGGUAGGGCAGAAAUAUCACAACACACUCAGAUAUAGGGUUUGGAUUUUGGUUCAUCCUGUACGGAGCCAGGAGUUGGAUCCCUGUGGGUCCCUUCCAACUUGGGUUGUUUGAUGGUUCUGUGUCAGGAGAGCACAGUUUUUUCUUAUGGAAGGUAGCUGCUACAUUGAUGAGGUGAAGCUUGGCAAGUACUGCUGCCUAAUACCAAGAAGUACAAAAGCUGCAGUGACUGAGGAUACAGCUUUGUGUCAAGUGACACAAGGAGUAGAGCAGCACAAAUGCAAUACUCUUCCUUCUUUAACAGCAAGGAAGGAGUGGCAGCAAGGAACACAGCCAAACUGGAUUUGCAAGUCAGAGCUUCCUGUCGAGUGCCAACCUUCAUGGUUGACCUUCCAAAGCCUUGGGCCUGAACAAGAAGGUAACUGCUCCCUUGGAAGCUACCAAGCAUAAUUUUUGAGCAAACCUUAAAAGAUACCUUUCAGAUUAAGGAAGUGGAUGAGCAUUACAAACACAGAUGAGCAAAAACCCCAGCUUGGAUUCCCAAGCAACUGCAAGGCUCACAGCAAACAGCAACUACCAAAAUAUGGCUACUUAUUAAGAAGCAGGCAAAAAGCAGGCACAAGUGCUUAGAUUUCUAAGUGACAGAGAAGCAAGGAUAUCACCCUCCCUUUGCAUCACUGCCCUAAAACCUGAAGCAGUUUCAGGAGUCAAUUGCAGACACAUAUGUGUGGAGAUUUAUUGGAUUUCAUUGCAAGAUGCAUUUGCUAGCCAAAAUGGCAGGCUGCCUUGGUGAUAAGGUUGGCAUAUGUGGUAGACUGAAAUACUGUAUGCUGUUUUAAUAAACUAGUAUUUGCACAUAUAAACAUUUUGCUUUUCCACAUCUGUAGCACCUAAGUCAUGAAGAACAAGCCUGGGAACUUCUAUGUGCCAAAUUCAGGACAAUUUAUUGGCUUCAGACCAGGCAUUAGCAAGAAACAGAGCAUGCUGCUUUCACGCUUUAUUUGUAGAAAAAUCUUUGCCUCACCAAAGCCUGGGCUGGGUUUAUUUGGGAACGGAUAGACAAAAGCCAGAUUAUAAAACUACUCCAGGUCCUGGAAAUUCUCCAUCGCUUAAAGACUCAUUCUCCACAACCAACUUAAAGUCCUUUUUCAAAA